CAUUUUUGCCACGAUCUUCUUGCCCAUUGCCCACCAUUGUUUUAGUUUCUCCUUUUCCGUUUUCUGAUUCAGAUGUUUAUUAACAAUUACAUGUCCUUUAAAUAGUUUUUUGGUUUUUCCAUCUUGCCGCACGUAAUAUGCCAUAGGAAAAUGAACGUAGAAAUCUCAAACCCUUCACGAAGGAAAUUGGUAUUGAAAACUCAUGCCUCAGAUCCUUCCAAGGCAUUGGUUCUGUAUCAGCCUUUUCCAGGAGGCCAAUGCAUAGGAAAAAAUCUAGCGUUAAAUGCUAAUACAGAGUGCAAACCAGCCAACCACUUUCUAAAACCCACAAAUAAAAUUGAAUCAAAAGAAAAAUGUAAGAAGACAUGUGAAACAUCUGAUCCCAAAACAUCAAGUUAUGGUAACAUAUUCUUGUUGGGUGUGAUAUUAAUUGUAACAGUUAUAUUGUCACUAACCAGUUCAUACAAAGACUGGGAUCUCUGUGACACAAAAUCAAUGGAGGUGGAUCUCAAGCUACUGAAACAUGAAUUAACUACUAAUCUUUAUGGGCAGUUGCCAGCAGCUAAAACAAUUAUUGAUGCACUGGAAGAACUUCAAGUAACAGUUGAACAAAUGGCAGUGCUUGUUCUCCUAGGAGGACCUGGAACAGGAAAAACGUGGACAACCCACUUGAUUGCUAACUCCAUGUCAGAACAAACUAAUCAAGUGUCUUUACACCUUGGACCCUGGUCAAACUUGCAAGAGAUUCAAAUGGCCUUCCAUGAGUUAAAGUGUUGUCACUGGAACCUCAUUUUUAUUGAAGAUUCAGACUACGCGAAUAGUCAACUGAUUGAAACUUUGCUUGAUAUGGUGUCCAGUGUCAGUCAAAAUAUUUCUUGCGCUCGCCAAAAAAUUGUUAUAAUACUGACGAGUAAUUAUGGCCAGAAGGAAUUUGCCGAAUUGCUUUUUCACGAGCGCGAGAGAUUUGGAACUAGACACACUGUAAGUCAUGAAGAUAUUCGCGAGACCAUUAAGAAGUUGACUUCUCAUCUUAUCAACGGUUUCGCCCAGCGGAAGAUACCUUUCGUUCCGGUUCCUUAUCUGCCUCUUGAGAAGAUGCAGUUAGAGCAGUGCAUUCAUAACGAUUUGCAGUUAAAGAAGAAGGUAGCAUCACCUGAUCUUAUAGAUAAAAUUAUCCAACAUUUUCGCUUCAUUCCUCCCCGAAAAGACUAUUUUGUCGCUGCAGGGUGCAAAACUGUACCUACUUUUGUCAACCUAUACACGUGAAACUGCUUGACGGAAAGGAAGACAGAUUUUAUUGUUUUCACAGGUAAAUUCAGAAUACAACAUUUGAAACAUAAUAAAAUGCCUCAUUAUCUC
Molecule: messenger RNA, 1359 nt
Organism: Daphnia carinata
Lineage: Eukaryota; Metazoa; Arthropoda; Branchiopoda; Diplostraca; Daphniidae
Product: torsin-2A-like
Exons: 2
Coding region: 151-1266 (371 amino acids)
Biological process (GO): cellular response to misfolded protein
Molecular function (GO): ATP hydrolysis activity; ATP binding
Source: RefSeq, a predicted model, not a curated record